Helianthus annuus (common sunflower) is the source of this 1179-nucleotide messenger RNA. RefSeq lists its product as uncharacterized. NCBI's taxonomy places the organism in Eukaryota, Viridiplantae, Streptophyta, Magnoliopsida, Asterales, Asteraceae. Bases 1 to 1179 code for a protein of 392 amino acids. The transcript has a single exon. The record is from RefSeq and is a predicted model, not a curated record.
AUGCAUCAGCCUCCGGGGUUUGUUGAUCGUCGGUGCCCCGAUUUUGUUUGUCGGCUUAAGAAAUCUUUAUACGGCCUCAAGCAAGCUCCUAGAGCGUGGUAUACACGGUUUGCUACAUUUAUUACCUCUCAUGGCUUCAAAAGUAGUGCUUGUAAUCACUCUGUUUUUGUUUAUCAGCAGGAUCCCUCUAAUAUUGCUUACCUGUUACUAUAUGUUGAUGAUAUUGUGUUAACCGCAUCUAAUGAGAAAUUGUUACAGUCUAUCAUUGGCAACCUCUCACGAGAGUUUGCCAUGACUGACCUUGGGCGCCUCCAUCACUUUCUAGGCAUCAAGGUUGAUCAGCUAAAGAACGGAAUCUUCUUGUCUCAGCAACAAUAUGCAAAGGAUAUUAUCUCCCGUGCUUCUAUGACUGCUUGCAAACCAUGUACUACUCCUGUUGAUCUAUCCUCCAAGUUGAGUGCUUCGGAUGGUCCUCGAUUCUCUGAUCCGACUUUAUACAGGAGCCUUGCAGGUGCUUUACAGUACCUUACGUUUACUCGCCCGGAUAUUUCUUAUGCUAUGCAACAGAUUUGUUUAUUCAUGCAUGACCCUCGGGAUGCUCAUUAUUCGUUUAUGAAGCGCAUCAUUCGGUACAUUCAGGGUACCAUUGACUAUGGUAUUCGCAUGGUUAAGUCAAGAACCAAUGAGUUGGUUGAAUACUCUGAUGCAUAUUGGGGUGGUUGCCCUGAUUCAAGAAGGUCAACUAGUGGGUAUUGUGUUUUCUUGGGUGACAAUCUUAUUUCUUGGUCGUCUAAACGGCAGCCUACGGUUUCCCAUUCAAGUGCAAAGGCAGAAUAUCGGGGGGUUGCUAGUGCCGUGGCUGAGGCCACGUGGAUACGGAAUUUACUGCUAGAAUUACAUACUCCGCUCCGUCAGGCAUCCAUUAUCUAUUGUGAUAAUGUCUCCGCUGUUUACUUGUCUGAUAAUCCGGUGCAACAUCAGCGCACGAAGCAUAUAGAGAUCGGCAUUCAUUUUGUUCGUGACAAGGUCCGCGUGGGUGACAUUCGAGUUCUUCAUGUUCCUUCUUCAUUAAAAUAUGCGGACAUAUUUAUGAAGGGUCUCUCUAAACAGUUGUUUCAAUCAUUCCGGACCAGUUUGAGCGUUUGUCCUCCUCCCGUUCAAACUGCGGGGGAGUCUUAG